Molecule: messenger RNA, 2916 nt
Organism: Arabis nemorensis
Lineage: Eukaryota; Viridiplantae; Streptophyta; Magnoliopsida; Brassicales; Brassicaceae
Source: the annotation of a GenBank genome assembly
AUGGACGGUGUGCUUUGCAACAGCGAGGAUCUUUCCAGACGAGCCGCCGUCGAUGUGUUUGCAGAGAUGGGAGUUGAAGUCACUGUGGAGGAUUUCGUUCCUUUCAUGGGAACAGGUGAAGCCAAGUUCUUAGGAGGUGUAGCUUCUGUCAAACGGGUACAAGGUUUUGAUCCAGAUGCUGCGAAAAAGAGGUUCUUUGAAAUAUAUCUCGAUAAGUAUGCAAAGCCAGAGUCUGGGAUUGGAUUUCCAGGAGCACUUGAGCUUGUUACUGAGUGUAAGAAGAGAGGUCUCAAAGUUGCUGUUGCAUCUAGCGCUGACCGUAUUAAAGUUGAUGCCAACCUCACAGCUGCUGGCUUGCCUUUCUCCAUGUUUGAUGCCAUUGUUUCAGCAGACGCCUUUGAGAAUUUGAAACCAGCUCCAGAUAUUUUCUUGGCUGCUUCCAAGAUCCUGGGUGUGCCAACAAGCGAGUGUGUUGUUAUUGAAGAUGCGCUUGCUGGAGUCCAGGCUGCCCAAGCUGCAAACAUGAGAUGCAUAGCUGUAAAAACUACUUUAUCUGAAGCAAUUCUUAAGGACGCUGGUCCGUCAAUGAUCCGAGACAAUAUUGGAAACAUUUCAAUCGAUGACAUUCUCACUGGUGGCUCAGAUUCUACCAAAAUGCUUAAAGAGAACACUGCCAGCAACAAAACAAAUGACGACGGGUUGCAGGGUUCUCGCCGGGAUAUACUGAGGUACGUGAGUCUUGGGGUUGCUCUUUCUUGUGUCUACUUCACUGCCACCAACUGGAAGGCAAUGCAAUAUGCUUCUCCGAAAGCUUUGUGGAACGCAUUGGUCGGAGCAAAAAGCCCUUCUUUUUCACAAAACCAAGGUGAAAGGAAUUUUAACAGAGUCCAACAGUUUGUUGAUUACAUUGCUGAUCUGGAGAGCAAGCAAACAGCUACAGCUGUGCCAGAAUUCCCGUCUAAACUCGACUGGCUAAACWCUGCCCCUCUCCAGUUUCGCCGAGAUUUGAAAGGGAAAGUGGUUAUACUUGAUUUUUGGACCUACUGCUGCAUAAACUGCAUGCACGUAUUACCGGACUUAGAGUUUCUUGAGAAGAAGUACAAGGACAUGCCAUUCACCGUUGUGGGUGUACACUCGGCUAAGUUCGACAAUGAGAAGGAUCUAGAAGCCAUACGAAAUGCAGUUCUACGCUAUGAAAUCACCCACCCGGUUGUAAAUGAUGGAGACAUGUAUAUGUGGAGAGAGCUCGGCAUCAACUCGUGGCCGACAUUAGCUGUUGUCUCACCAAACGGUAAACUCAUAGCACAAAUCGCCGGUGAAGGUCACCGCAAAGAUCUUGAUGACUUGGUGGCAGCAGCUCUAAUUUAUUAUGCUGGGAAGAAUGUAUUAGACAGUACUCCGCUUCCUACACGUUUGGAGAAAGAUAACGAUCCGCGCUUGGCCGCAUCUCCAUUGAAAUUCCCAGGGAAGUUGGCAAUUGAUACUCUUAACAACCGGCUAUUUAUCUCAGACAGUAACCAUAACCGUAUUAUCGUAACUGAUCUUGACGGGAAUUUCAUCGUCCAAAUCGGCAGUACUGGAGAAGAAGGUUUCCGUGAUGGCUCCUUCGAAGAUGCUGCAUUCAAUCGUCCUCAGGGACUCGCUUAUAAUUCAAAGAAGAAUUUUCUUUAUGUUGCCGACACCGAGAACCAUGCUUUAAGGGAGAUUGAUUUUGUCAACGAGACUGUGCGGACUUUGGCUGGCAACGGAACUAAAGGCUCAGACUAUCAAGGUGGAAGAAAAGGAACCUUACAGCUUUUGAAUUCUCCUUGGGAUGUAUGCUUUGAGCCAGUAAAUGAGAAGGUCUAUGUUGCAAUGGCUGGUCAGCACCAGAUUUGGGAAUACAAUGUGCUUGAUGGUGUUGCUAGAGCUUUCAGUGGAAAUGGCUAUGAAAGAAACCUCAACGGUUCUACCCCUCAGACAACGUCAUUUGCUCAGCCUUCGGGAAUCUCGUUAGGCCCUGAUCUGAAGGAAGCAUAUAUUGCUGAUAGCGAGAGCAGUUCUAUUCGUGCCCUUGAUCUGCAAACUGGAGGAUCAAGAUUGCUAGCUGGUGGUGAUCCCUAUUUCUCCGAUAAUCUUUUUAAGUUUGGAGACAAUGACGGUGUGGGAGCAGAAGUGCUCCUGCAACAUCCAUUAGGUGUAUUAUGUGCUAAGGACGGCCAAAUAUAUCUAGCUGAUAGCUAUAACCACAAGAUCAAGAAGGUGGACCCUGUGACCAAACGUGUUGUUACUGUCGCUGGAACGGGAAAAGCGGGUUUCAAGGAUGGAAGGGUCAUGGUUGCUCAGCUUUCAGAACCUGCAGGACUUGCUCUAACUGAAAAAGGGAGGCUUUUCGUGGCGGAUACAAACAAUAGCCUUAUCCGGUACAUAGAUUUGAACAAGGAAAAUGCAGAGAUUCUUACACUGGAGUUAAAAGGUGUUCAGCCGCCAGUGCCAAAGACAAAAUCCUUGAAACGUUUGAGAAAACGUGCCUCAGCUGAUACAAAGAUUGUCACAGUGGAUGCUAUUACAUCUCGCGAAGGAGAUCUGAAUCUCAAAAUCUCAUUACCAGAUGGCUACCAUUUCUCCAACGAAGCACGGAGUAAGUUUGUGGUUGAUGUAGAGCCUGAAAACGCUGUUAUGGUCGAGCCAGUGGAAGGAAAUCUCGGCCCCGAUGGUUCAACAAUGCUUCAUUAUAGACAGUCUUCAACUUCAGCUUCUGUUGGGAAAAUCAGUUGCAAGGUGUACUAUUGCAAAGAAGACGAGGUUUGCUUGUACCAGUCUGUACAGUUUGAGGUCCCUUUCAAAGUGGAAUCAGAAUCUUCGGCUUCUCCGGUGAUUGCAUUCACCGUUAAACCCAGAUCAUCCGAUACCGGUGGGUUACAGCUUCAAUCUUGA